Photinus pyralis (common eastern firefly) is the source of this 1908-nucleotide messenger RNA. RefSeq lists its product as uncharacterized. Lineage: Eukaryota; Metazoa; Arthropoda; Insecta; Coleoptera; Lampyridae. The record is from RefSeq and is a predicted model, not a curated record. The coding region runs from base 652 to 1908 and encodes 418 amino acids. The transcript is spliced from 4 exons.
AAUCUGGAACAGUAUACCCGCCGAAACUCUAUUGAAAUACAUGGAGUGCCGUAUAUGAAAGGAGAGGAUAGUUACGCAAUUGUGCAAAAAAUUGCAUCAGCGCUCGCAAUUCCAAUAACAAAACAAUCAAUUGAUGUUUGCCAUCGUUUAAGAACCCCAAGUGAGAAAAAUCAUGCAGCGAUUAUCUGUAAGUUUGUAAAUCGUUACACCAAAGAAGAGUUUUUAGCCAAACGGAAAGUCAAAAGGAAUUUAUCCACAACAGAUAUAGGAACGACCAUCGGUAGCACCAUAUAAGUGAACGAAAAUCUGACUCCGCACCGUAGAAAGCUGCUUUUUAAAUUACGUCAACUUCAAAAGGAGAUGAAAUUUAAGUUUACGUGGACCAAAAAUGGAAACAUUUUCGCUAGGAGAGAUGAAGAAUCCCCUAUUCGCUGUAUUCAAUCCACUGAGGAUCUUGAUCUUAUUAAGUCCGGGGGUCUUUAGUAUGAGUUAGUUUUGCUUCUGAAACUGUUUUUUUUUUAUAUGUUAUGUUUAGUCAACCAUAUAUUCACCUUUAUAUCAAGAAAUGGUUAUCAUUCGAUUAUUGUAUGUUUAUCAAUCACCGAUGUUAAAUUUUGUUUUGUUAUGGAAUAAUAAUUUUAGGUUAUUGUCAUGUUUGCGUACUUAAAUAUUGCACAUUUGAAUGUUCGUUCUUUAUUGGCACAUUUUUCAGAAUUCAAAGAUAUGUUGCAGGCAGCCAGUUAUGACGUACUAGGAGUUACUGAAACCUGGCUGACGGAUCAAAUAAAUACUGACGUAAUUCAGAUUCCGGGAUACAAUUUCAUACGUAUUGACCGAAUUACUACCACUCGCGGGGGCGGGGUAGAACAACUGUGGAUUAACUUAAAACUGAAUAAAACAAAUUUAGUCCUCGGAGUAAUGUACAGAAGGCAGGAAUUUGCAGGUGCUGAAUUCUUUGAAGCUUUUGAGGAUUCACUAUCCAUUGCGAUAACGUACGGUAGUCGUAUUCUUUACAUGGGAGACCUAAACAUCGAUCUAUUGAAAGUUGAUCACGCUCUUUCGAUUCAGAUGAUGUCUUUGUUACACACGUUUGGUCAUAAACAAAUCAUAGAUGUGCCGACGCGGAUUGGUAAAACUUGUAGCACACUUAUUGAUUAUAUGGUAACUUCCGAUGACAUUGAUGUAUUAGAAUCCGGUGCAACUUGUAUGGAUGGUAUUUCAGACCAUCACUUAGUAUACUGUAAAUUUCCUACAAUCUGCUUAAACAGUUAUAGUCCUACUUAUUACACUUACAGAGACUUUCGUAGAUUUGAUAUUGCCGCAUUUGAAAGUGAUCUCAUGUCACAUGACUGGCAUCAAAUGUUUGCAUUAACUAAUAUUGACGAAAAGGUAAACUUUUUAAAUUUAAGGAUACUAGCUACAUUUGAUAAGCAUGCAAGUCGUAAAACUGUUAAGAUCACCAGACCGCCAGCCCCCUGGCUAACCGACAAUAUCAAGUUUAUGAUAUCUUUAAGAAACAAAGCUCUCACCAGAUUUAGGCAAACUAAAAAACCAAGUCACUGGGACUAUUAUAAACAGCUGCGUAAUUAUGUUACCCAUGCGGUGCGAUCCGAGAAAAAAGCCUAUAUUCUCUAUGCUUGCCAUAAUGGCGGUAUUACAUCAUCAACCACAUGGAGGAAAUUGAGGCAGAUGGGUGUAGUUGCUUCGAGAAACAAAUGUGAAAUCCCUACAGCUCUUUGUGAUGUAGAUAAACUUAACCAAGCGUUUACGACACUUUCGGGUGUUAGAGGAAUAGCUACAACAUCCGAUGUCGUAAGCGCGUUUAACGCUAUUAAAUCUAAUUCUACGGGAUCUGAUAACAUUAGUUUACAUAUAUGGAUCAUUCCCGUUACCCUGGAAGGUGGCUAA